Limanda limanda (common dab) is the source of this 1902-nucleotide messenger RNA. Its product is annotated as mucin-2. The record is from RefSeq and is a predicted model, not a curated record. The transcript is spliced from 11 exons. Lineage: Eukaryota; Metazoa; Chordata; Actinopteri; Pleuronectiformes; Pleuronectidae. The coding region runs from base 1 to 1902 and encodes 633 amino acids. Gene Ontology annotation, biological process: cell-cell junction assembly.
AUGACAACACCAGCCACACACACAACCAACAAUGCAACUAUGACUACACCAGCCACACACACAACCAACAAUGUAACUAUGACUACACCAGUCACACACACAAGCAGCAGCACAAAUAUGACUACAACAGUCACACACACAACCAACAAUGUAACUAUGACAACACCAGCCACACAAACAACCAACAAUGUAACUAUGACAACACCAGCCACACACACAACCAACAAUGUAACUAGGACUACACCAGCCACACACACAGCCAACAAUGUAACUAUGACAACACCAGCCACACACACAACCAACAAUGCAACUAUGACAACACCAGCCACACACACAACCAACAAUGCAACUAUGACAACACUAGCCACAAUCACAAGCAGCACAACAACUGUGACUAUACCAGUCACACAGACAACCAACAAUGUAACUAUGACAACACCAGCCACACACACAACCAACAAUGUAACUAUGACUACACCAGCAACACACACAACAACAAUUACAGCCACUACACAGCAGGUAACACCACAAACUACGCCCACAAACUCUACUCACACCUCUCCUGAGACUCCCGCAUCCCCUAGCACAACCUUGUCCUCUAUCACUAGCAGCAAUGCAACAAUAACAGUCAGACCCACACCCUCUUCACCUACUUCCAUCUCCAGCUCUGUCCCUCCAAACACCUCCCCAGGCAGUAGCACCGUACUCCCCGGUGGAACUACCACCCCCCUUAGUCCCUCAACAACAACCCCAGGAGUGACCAACCACACCACCGAAGUCACCUCUUUGACACCUUCAAUUACACCGACUAAAGGAAACACAACAGCCUUCCCCACCACCGGCCCCUCCACCACCAGCACCACCGCUGUCACCACCACUGUCACCACCAGCCCAAACUCCACCACACCAGCACCACCCCCACCCAUCCCCCCACAAAUUGUGUGCCCCGCUCUCCAGUGCCCACCUGAUAGUGUGUGUCUUAGUGGAGUUUGCCAGUGUCGCUCCGGUAGCUUUCUGGAGGGCAACCUCUGCGUCCCAGCCCAAGUGUUUCCAGGCCAGCUUCAUUUCAUGGCCUUGACAUUUAAAGCUGCAAUGAGUGACAGGACCUCUUCAGAAUUCAAGGAAACGGCGGGUCAAAUCUCAGCAGAGCUUGGAAAGAUCCUUCUACAUGAGCCCGGGUAUCAACGAUCUGAUGUGGUGGAGCUUCGAGAGGGAAGCAUUCAAGCAUCUGUGAAUAACAUCUUUAUAAACACCACCUUCACUCAAGAGUCUGUCAAUAACGCUAUUGACAAAGCUAUCAACGCCUCAGUGAACUCCACUGGAUUUUUUUCCAAUGUGACAUUCGCAGGCUCAGACCUGUGUACGCAGAUUCCACUUCCAUGUGAUGUCUCCACUACAAAUUGCAUGAAUAGAAAUGGCAAGGCUUCAUGUUUCUGUCAACCUGGCUUUGUCUCCAACGGGUUCUCUAACGCCAGCUGCAGAGCUUCUCUGCUAGCAGUGGUGGUCGUCUCCUCUGUACUUGGAGGAAUUCUUCUCAUCAUGGCCCUGGCUUUGAUCAUAUUCUUCUGCUGGAGGAGAUUCUCGGACAGAAAACCAGCCAACAGCAGUAGUCCAUACUCAUCAAACGUUGAAUCAAACAAGCCCUGGCCUGUUGGCAUCACACCCAUCCCGCGUGCCAGCACGGACUGGGAUUCAGCUCCUGCCAUGGAGAUGAGAGAAGCGGGCACUAUUCGAGCCCCGGUGGACACAAAUCCUCAAAAGAAUGGAGUGUCAGGAUCAUACGAUCUCAACCCUGAACCAUUGAGGACCUUCAAAGGUAAACAUAAGUCCACUUACUCGUCCAUGUUUCCUACUGGCCACGAGAACCCCUACUUCAUACCUGACGAUGGGAAGAACAACUGA